GGCAAAUAAAGGAACCGACGCCAGGAAAGUGGCGACUUUCGGCCAGACCCUCAGCGACUUGCGACAGGGCCGGCCGCGCGAGAAAGCCAAAAACAACUCCUGAAGCAUGACCGAAUACAGCUCGCGCGGUGCUUCGUAUGCCCCAGUCGUAUAUGUGUUUAUUUGAUUUCUCGCCGCGUUCACCAGCACCACCACAAAGGUGUCUGGUUUUCGCCAUCGUGGUGGGCAUCCUCAGGUUCUGCCGCCGUGGCGGCGGCGGCGGUGGUGGCAGCGGUGGUGGCGGCCGCAGCAGUUUCUCCGGCAUUGGCGGUCGGUUCGGCGGUGGGGGCGCGCUGGCGGAGGAAGCGGUUGAAUGUGCCCCAGUCGACGGCGGCAGGUGCGGAGUCGGUCGUGUGGAGACCGGUGAAGGUGCGGUCCGGGAUGAGGAGCUCACGGAAGUCGCUGGUGAGUUCAAGGAGGGGUUGAAUCAAUCGGAAGGGUAGGGCCUGUUCCGCGUCGGCGCCUGGCGGCGCGGUGCGUGUAAGGAGGGCCGACAGACCGUGGAGCGUGGUGUGGUAUGUGCUGCCCUGUUGGGUCAGCUCCAGCCCCGCAUCUUUGAUCAGCGAGAGUUGCCGUAGGUUGGUGUAGAAGCGGCACUGCGUGUGGAGUUGAUCUGCGGGCACUCUCUGUGCCACACUGUGUUGCAGGUGGAGCAUGGCGCGGGUGACGGCACCCAGCCAGCCCCCAUCGUUUAAGGCCUGGACGAGGGCCUUGCCUGCGCGGCGGACAUAUAGCUCGCGGAUGCUACCUACCCCCAGGCCAAGGGUGUUGGUGGGCUGGAGGAUGGCGCGGGUGGGGAAGCCACGUUUCAGGUCGUAGCACAUUUUUGCAGUGCUUGCAAUGAGCGCAUCGAGGCUGGCCACGUCGUGUGUGCUGUACGGCAUGAAUGGUAGGCUGUAGGCCACUGCUGGGUGGAUGGUGUAUUGUAUCAUCCGGAGUUUCUGGUCUGGUGUGGCGAGUGAAGUGGCGAUGCGUUGCCCUCGCUUCUUGAUUUUUUCCCGGAUGUACACUCAAGUCUAGGGUAGGGGUGAUAUGGAUGCCAAGGUAUUUGUAGGAUUCAUGUGGGGGCUUGUAUGGGAUAGCGGUGCCAUCUAUGCGGAUUUGGCCUUCAAGCAUUCUGGUGAGCGCUGCCUGGUGGGGUUUGCUGCGGGGGCCACCGAGGGUGGGAUCGGCGCAGACGCGGCCGUGGAGUAUGCCUUGCAGUUGGCAUUUGGAGACGUUGACUUUGAGGCCGCCCCAUGCUGCAUAUUUCUCAAUCUUUUCAACUUGGAUUCGUAGGCAGCGCUCGUAUCUUCCUUCGUUCGGAACGAAAUUUGCCCAAAAAGGCCUCUGGCGGACGAAAUGUUUUUGAUCUUGACUUGGAAUUUUGGCCAAAACGCAUGGGGUCUUUCGGCAAGCAGACGAAGACAUUUUUGGGAUUUCGGCCACUGUUGUUGCGGGGGCAUGUGGAUCUAAGGGCCUC
Molecule: messenger RNA, 1501 nt
Organism: Chlamydomonas reinhardtii
Lineage: Eukaryota; Viridiplantae; Chlorophyta; Chlorophyceae; Chlamydomonadales; Chlamydomonadaceae
Exons: 3
Coding region: 153-482 (109 amino acids)
Source: RefSeq, a predicted model, not a curated record